AUGGAGCCAAUUAAUAUUGAUUUAUCGCAUUCUACAUGUGGUGUAUGGUUAGUUAAAAUGCCAAAAUAUUUAUCUCAAAUACUGAAUGAUUAUGGUGAAAGUAUGCCUGGCGGUGAAGUUGGUCGACUUGUAAAAAAGAAUUCAACAAAUACGAAUGUUGGUCCAUCGAAAGCACAAGAUGUUGUCUUUCGUCUAAAUGAUCAUAUAUUCGAACGUUUAAAACAACAAAAUCCAACAAUUGAGCAACUACCACCACGUGAACAUCGUUUUAUCCUAAGUAAUAUCUCUGAUGGUGUCAUUCGUAGUGUUUAUACACGUACACCCACACAACAAACUUCACAACCAGAACAGAUAGCGGUUGUUGGUAAAGUGAUACAACGAGCUGAAGUACGACCAGUUGAAGAUGAACAAUAUAUGUCGAUGAAACGUAUACAAAUUGAGCGUUCUCAAGAGCCAGCACGUAAAGUACAAUUAAUUAAACGUUUAGGAAAUGUAUAUAAAGCACGUUCAAACCACGAUGAUAAUAUUGAAAAUGAACGAAUAAAAAAAUUACACGGUAAACGUAUACGGUUGAGUGAAGAACAAGUAGCAGAUAUGUUAUUUAAUGAAUUUCAACAACAUCAGUAUAUAUCAAUGCAAUCGUUAGAACAAAAAACACAACAACCGCGACCAUUUUUAAAAGAAUUAUUAGAAAAAUAUUGUGUCCGUAAUUCCAGAGGACCAAAUGCUCGAACAUAUGAAUUGAAACCAGAAUACAGACAUUAUAAAAAAACGGAUGACACAUCUGCGGGUAGUAGCAGUACAACUAGUGGUGGUGCUAAAAAAACAGUGAAAACAACAACUGUUACAACAAAAACUACUACUACAGCAUCAUCGAAAGGUAGUACAUUGAAAAAAGGUAAAAAGAAAAUAGCAGCAGCACCCCUGAAAGCAAAACUUGAAGCAAAAAGAGUAGUUAAUCCAUUGUUUGAAAAGCGUCCAAAAAAUUUUGGUAUUGGUCAAGAUAUUCAACCAAAAAGAGAUUUAACUCGAUUUGUCAAAUGGCCGUUAUAUAUUCGCGUUCAACGUAAACGCAGUAUAUUAUUAAAACGUUUGAAAGUUCCACCAACAAUCAAUCAAUUUACACAAGCGUUAGAUAAACAAACGGCAACACAAUUAUUUAAAUUAUUAGAUAAAUAUCGUCCCGAAUCACGUAUUGAAAAACGUCGACGUUUAAAACUACGUGCUGAAACACAGGUUAAAAGUGGUAAACCGGAUCGUCCAACAAAACGUCCACCUGUCAUUCGUAGUGGUAUGAAUACUGUAACAACAUUAGUUGAAAAGAAAAGAGCACAAUUAGUUAUAAUUGCGCAUGAUGUUGAACCAAUUGAAUUAGUUUUACAUUUACCAGCUUUAUGUCGUAAAAUGGGUAUACCUUAUUGUAUUGUUAAAGGAAAAGCACGUCUUGGAAAAUUAGUUCAUUUAAAAACAUGUUCAUCACUGGCAUUAACCGAUGUUAACAUAGACGAUAAAAGUGGAUUGAGCAAAAUUGUUGAAGCAAUUAAAACAAAUUUUAAUGAAAGAUACGAUGAAUUAAGACGUCAUUGGGGCGGUGGUAUCUUGGGUACAAAAUCACAAGCAAGAAUCAAUAAACUAGAAAAAAUUAAACAAAAAGAAGCACAUCAACGUAACGCUUAG
Molecule: messenger RNA, 1677 nt
Organism: Didymodactylos carnosus
Lineage: Eukaryota; Metazoa; Rotifera; Eurotatoria; Philodinida; Philodinidae
Source: the annotation of a GenBank genome assembly